Laetiporus sulphureus 93-53 is the source of this 666-nucleotide messenger RNA. RefSeq lists its product as uncharacterized. The transcript is spliced from 2 exons. The record is from RefSeq and is a predicted model, not a curated record. Lineage: Eukaryota; Fungi; Basidiomycota; Agaricomycetes; Polyporales; Laetiporaceae. Bases 1 to 666 code for a protein of 221 amino acids.
AUGUCGCUCUAUGGGGCUGGAAGCAAGCCUUUGCCUAUACGCAAGGAAAUGAUGGAGUGCUACCACUGCGCGAAGUCACUCAGGAAAGCCGGAAAGCUCAUGCAAUGCGGCCGUUGCAAGUGGGAUCUCUAUUGCAGCAAACAGUGCCAGAGAAACGCUUGGCCAGCACAUAAGAAAGCAUGCGACAAUGUUGCGCGCAUGGACGAUCUGAACGCGGAACGCAUGCAUUCUCUCGUCCUGUUCAAGAGACGCCAUCUGCCCACAGUCACCGUUCUCGGUCCCUCUGUACUCGAGAUCUACGAGAUGCCUAUCGUUACCAAAACCGCGGCCUUACUUUUAUGCCUGGACUCGCACCCGGAGAGGCGGCGUAAAGUCUCCUACUCUGUGACAGACAUUUGUCUAUUCGGCCUCGACAAACUCCCCGAGACAGUGCUCCAUCCGGAGGAAGUGCGCGCGAAGUUGGCGUCAGCGGACGAGAAAUUCAAGGCAACGGGUCACGGAGGCGCAUUCUUGGCGAUUAUGUGGUGUCGCAAGCUGGGAUUGACGCAACUGGAGAUCCUGGCCUAUAUGAAAGACAAGUUCCCGCCUUUGAGUCUGAUGCCGGGCACGCGUGCGGAGCGGAAGCAGCUGCUGAUGGAUGUGAUCAAUUCUGACCAGGUUUUUUGA